CGGAGCUGAGUGGACACAACUCACAGGAGCUCAGGAGUUCUUUAACACGGUGUUUGGGAGCAAAGGAGGCGAAGCUCAGUUCGACGACUGUUCCUUUCUUUUCGGCUCUUUCGUGAAACUUCCCACCUGAGCGAACGUUACCCACAGAGGAAAGUGCCGAGAGACUUAAUUGAAGGUGCCAUCUGUGAACUUUACAGCAGCAUCUUUGUGAGCAGGUGUAGUCGAUGCUGUAAAGGAUUUAGUCCACAUCAUGGGUGACAUUCCACGAAAUUAAUGGUUUCCGUCCACUCACGUGAAGAUUCUCUGCUGUGAGGCUGAACUGUGCUUUUAUAACAAGCAGCAUUUUGUGUAUAAAGAUUAUGUUGAUGAAGGAGUACCGCAUCUGCAUGCCCCUCACCGUGGAGGAGUACCGGAUCGGGCAGCUGUACAUGAUCAGUAAGCACAGCCAUGAGCAGAGCGAACGUGGGGAGGGGGUGGAAGUGGUUCAGAAUGAGCCCUAUGAGGACCCUGAGCACGGAGCGGGACAGUUCACUGAGAAAAGGAUCUACCUCAACAACAAGCUGCCGAGCUGGGCCAGAGCAGUGGUGCCGAAGAUAUUCUAUGUGACAGAGAAGGCUUGGAACUAUUACCCGUACACUGUUACAGAGUACACGUGUUCCUUCCUUCCCAAGUUCUCCAUCCAUAUAGAGAGCAAGUAUGAGGACAACAAAGGCAGCAAUGAUAACAUAUUUGGCAGCGAGCCUAGAGAUGAGGAAACUGAGGUGUGUUUCGUGGACAUAGCCUACGACGAGGUCCCUGAACGCCACUACAAGGAGUCAGAGGACUUGCGGUACUUCAAGUCAAGGAAGACGGAGCGAGGACUCCUGCAGGAAGGAUGGAUCAACACUCAAGACCCCAUCAUGUGCUCCUACAAGCUGGUCAGCGUUAAGUUUGAAGUGUGGGGCCUGCAGACACGCGUGGAACAGUUUGUACACAAGGUAAUCCGAGAUAUCCUUCUGUUGGGACACAAGCAGGCCUUUGCCUGGGUGGAUGAGUGGAUAGACAUGACAAUGGAGGAGGUCAGAGAGUAUGAGCGUGCCACUCAAGAAGCCACAAACCUCAAAAUCGGCACCUUCCCUCCAGCCAUCUCCAUCACAGAGACGGCCCUUCCAUCUAGCACCCGCAGCGGCCCAAACAGCGCCCCGUCCACCCCUCUCUCCACAGAAGCCCCCGAGUUCCUGACUGUCCCGAAGGACCGUCCCAGAAAGAAGUCUGCCCCGGAGACCUUGACCCUGCCGGAUCUCCAGAGCCGCCGGGAUUCCAUUUUCAAACUUCCCAGCUUCUUCUCCUGGAACGCCAGCCCUCAGCCCGAAUGAGAGCGCGACGGAAGCCGCCCCAAACGUGUAUACGCCCUCUACUCUCAAUGAAGCAGAGGAUGCCUGCCUGCCCAGCACAUCCCAUAAUGCCCCAUCAGCCAGCCAGCUGAAGGAGACUUGUCAGCAUGACUGGCAGAGCCUGCAGACAGGCAAGCCUGAAGUCUUGCAGUUCCUUAAAAAGGCAUGGAAACUCCAGGGUGGCCCUUAAAAAGUCCAGUUAAGUCUGCCAGUGAGCACCACUUAGCCCAAUUAGCUGUAAAAUACAUUCCUUAAAAAAAGCUCAGGGUGUGGUUGCUCAGAUAUGUUGUGAUUGAAACACAUGAUGCACAUUUGUGUUGUUUUGCUUCUGGCAGUGUGCUUCAACACGUAUGUGUUGUUGGGCCUGUGACUGUAACACUCGAAUACUACUAUGGUUUCCACAGCCACACUUGGUUGUAAGUGAUUGUAUAGCUGUAAAUAGCAUAUGGUUUUUAUUAUUAAUACUAAACAAAAUCUUCAGACCGAGUGCAUUUUAGGCUGGUGGACUGUAACCAGCUUGUAAAUACAACAUCAACAACAUGAAAAAGUAGAAACCGGAUAUGAUAACGCAUAAUAGUCAAAAAUGUAUUGACAACUGCAUUGAAACACAAACAUAUUCAGGUUAUAUGAUCAUGUUCAAUCCUAAUGGCAAAGGCAAGGUCCCCUGCAAAACGUCAUUGGACACAGUAAGACAGUGAUGUUAAAAUAAGACAACGGUGCAACAUCUCCACAUAGCCAGCCACCAAGUGAUGACUCAGCAUCAGUAAUGUAAAUAUUGUCAUUUUCACCCAAUCAUCAGAUUUUAUUCAGGACUGUAUCCUUACUAAUAACAAUCCUGCUUUCAUGCUAACUGACUGUUGUGUAUUUAAAUGACACACUACCUAUUUACUGUGCCAGUGUUUUGCAUGGGUUUGGCAUAAUUAUGUGCGUUCUGUGUAGUUGUAAACUCAAACUGUAUUGACUUUAUCCUAUGCUGGAGUUAACGUUAUGUAAAUGAAAUGAAUUGAAAUAAAAUACUGUAGCAGCCAUAUGUGUGUGGGGUUUUUUUUUUU
Molecule: messenger RNA, 2425 nt
Organism: Doryrhamphus excisus (bluestripe pipefish)
Lineage: Eukaryota; Metazoa; Chordata; Actinopteri; Syngnathiformes; Syngnathidae
Gene: pitpnc1a
Product: phosphatidylinositol transfer protein cytoplasmic 1a
Biological process (GO): phospholipid transport
Cellular component (GO): cytoplasm
Molecular function (GO): phosphatidylinositol transfer activity; phosphatidylinositol binding
Source: RefSeq, a predicted model, not a curated record